Molecule: messenger RNA, 1824 nt
Organism: Drepanopeziza brunnea f. sp. 'multigermtubi' MB_m1
Lineage: Eukaryota; Fungi; Ascomycota; Leotiomycetes; Helotiales; Drepanopezizaceae
Biological process (GO): intracellular iron ion homeostasis; copper ion import; iron ion transport
Cellular component (GO): plasma membrane
Molecular function (GO): ferric-chelate reductase activity
Source: RefSeq, a predicted model, not a curated record
AUGCCUUUCAUGCCUUUCAUGCCUUUCCCGACCGGAAUCCUCGCCGUUCUGGCUCUCGCCAACACGGCAUCGGCCCAGAAUGCGACCGAGAUUGCCGCUGCCAAUGCGAAGAAGGCCAAAGCCAACGCGGACAAGCUCAACAAGGACUACUACAAUUACCUGUUCAUCAUCUGUGGCUCCCUGGCUGCGGCCAUGAUUUGCUGGAGAGUGGCCACCGAGACGGUCAAGUACGUCCGCCAACUGACGUCUCUGAACGACGACAAGCAGUUGUACUUUGUUGCCCCCUCGGGGAGAUUCGCCAGCUUUAAGAAGCACCUGCUGUACGCGCCGGUUUGGAGGAAGAGACAUAACAGGGAAUUCCAAUUGUCGACAGCUAUCAACAUGGGAACUCUCCCCACCAGACUUCAAGGUUUAUUCUUAUUGGCGUACUUGGGUACCAACAUCACUUUCUGUUUUGUCAGUAUCGAUUGGUCUCAACCAUAUGCCUCUGCUCUUUCGGAGCUCAGGAACCGUUCUGGGACCCUCGCCGUUGUCAACAUGAUCCCUCUCGUAAUCAUGGCUGGACGCAACAAUAUCUUGAUCAACUGGCUUAACAUGUCAUUUGAUACGUUUAACUUACUCCACAGAUGGUUUGGCCGUAUCGUAAUUCUGGAGGCCCUCAUCCAUACCAUAGCGUGGAUGCUCGCGGCCGCCACCAGGCCUGCCGGAUGGGCAGGAGUUCGACAGACUAUCACUACAUCUUCCAAACACACGUACGGAUUCAUUUCCACAAUCGCCAUGCUUGCGAUAUGCGUCCAAGCCAGCUCUGUAUUUCGCCACGCCUUUUACGAGACCUUCAAGUAUCUCCACAUCAGUCUAGCUAUCCUCAGCAUCGUCGGGCUCUGGUACCAUCUCAAGCUCGCGACCGCCCAUCAACUUGAACUUGUGUACGGAGUCGUCGCUCUCUGGGCUGCUGACCGUGCCAUACGUCUCAUCACGGUCUUCUACCGAAAUGGUCGCGGAUCCCGAGCUCUCGUCGAAGCCCUCCCUGGAAACGCCGUUAGAGUCACGGUCAAGAUGCCUCGACCAUGGACUUUCAAGGCUGGCCAGCACGCAUACCUGUACAUGCCUUCCAUUGGACUCAUGACGUCUCACCCUUUCUCUGUUGCGUGGUCUGAGGAGGAGGAAGCGCAGUCAGGAGAGGAGAAGCUGGCGAUGAAUAGACAGGAUAUCCUGGCUAUGAAGAAGACCAGUAUGUCGUUCAUCAUUCGGGAGCGCACCGGAUUCACCAGAAAGCUAUGCCAAAAGGCCGAGAAGGCACCCGAUCAGAAAUUCUACGUAACCACGUUCGCCGAGGGUCCUUAUGGAGGCAAGCACAUGAUGGCCUCCUACGGAACCGUGAUGCUCUUCGCCGGUGGCGUAGGAAUCACCCACCAAGUUCCUCACGUCCGCAACCUCGUCGCAGGCUACGGGAACGGCUCCGUCGCCGCCCGCAAGAUCGUGCUCGUCUGGAUCAUCCAGGCCCCCGAGCACCUCGAGUGGAUCCGCCCCUGGAUGACGGCCAUCCUCGCUAUGGACAAGCGCCGCGACGUGCUGCGGAUCUUGCUGUUCGUCUCCCGCCCACGCUCCACCAAGGAGAUCCACUCCCCCUCCGCGACGGUGCAGAUGUUCCCCGGACGUCCCAACAUCGAGACGCUCAUCGACCUUGAGAUCGAGACCCAGGUUGGCGCCAUGGGCGUCUCGGUCUGCGGAAGCGGCGGGCUGAGCGACGAUGUGAGAUGUGCUGUGCGCAAGCGUCAGCACGUCAGCAACAUCGAUUUUGUGGAGGAGGCGUUCUCGUGGUAG